Molecule: messenger RNA, 1503 nt
Organism: Haliotis rufescens (red abalone)
Lineage: Eukaryota; Metazoa; Mollusca; Gastropoda; Lepetellida; Haliotidae
Product: adhesive plaque matrix protein-like
Exons: 2
Coding region: 1-1503 (500 amino acids)
Biological process (GO): leukocyte tethering or rolling; hemopoiesis
Cellular component (GO): plasma membrane
Source: RefSeq, a predicted model, not a curated record
AUGCCAGCACUGAGUAUGCCAGCACGGAGUAUGCCAGCACGGAGUAUGCAGGCACGGAGUAUGCCAGCACCGAGUAUGCCAGCACCAAGUAUGCCAGCACCGAGUAUGCCAGCACAGAGUAUGCCAGCAUGGAGUAUUCCAGCAUGGAGUAUGCCAGCACGGAGUAUGCCAGCACAGAGUAUGCCAGCACCGAGUAUGCCCGCACGGAGUAUGCAUGAGUAUGCCAGCACGGAGUAUGCCAGCACGGAGUAUGCCAGCACUGAGUAUGCCAGCACCGAGUAUGCCAGCACCGAGUAUGCCAGCACAGAGUAUGCCAGCAUCGAGUAUGCCAGCACCGAGUAUACCAGCACCGAGUAUGCAAGCACCGAGUAUGCCAGCACCGACACGGAGUAUGCCAGCACGGAGUAUGCCAGCACCAAGUAUGCCAGCACCCAGUAUGCCAGCACCGAGUACGCCAGCACCGAGUAUGCCAGCACCAAGUAUGUCAGUAUGCCAGCACAGAGUAUGCCAGCACCCAGUAUGCCAGCACCAAGUAUGCCAGCACCAAGUAUGUCAGCACGGAGUAUGCCAGUAUGCCAGCACGGAGUAUGCCAGCAACGAGUAUGCCAGCACCAAGUAUGUCAGUAUGCCAGCACCGAGUAUGCCAGCACCGAGUAUGCCAGCACCGAGUAUGCAAGCACCAAGUAUGCCAGCAUGGAGUAUGCCAGCACCGAGUAUGCCAGCACGGAGUAUGCCAGCACGGAGUAUUCCAGCACGGAGUAUGCCAGCACAGAGUAUGCCAGCACAGAGUAUGCCAGCACAGAGUAUGCCAGCACCGAGUAUGCCAGCACCGAGUAUGCCAGCACGGAGUAUGCCAGCACGGAGUAUGCCAGCAUCGAGUAUGCCAGCACCGAGUAUGUCAGCACCGAGUAUGCCAGCACCGAGUAUGCAAGCACCGAGUAUGCCUGCACCGAGUAUGCCUGCACCGAGUAUGCCAGCACCGAGUAUGCAAGCACCGAGUAUGCCAGCACCGAGUAUGCAAGCACCGAGUAUGCCUGCACCGAGUAUGCCAGCACCGAGUAUGCCAGCACCGAGUAUGCCAGCACGGAGUAUGCCAGCACCGAGUAUGCCAGCACCAAGUAUGCCAGCACCAAGUAUGCCAGCACCCAGUAUGCCAGCACUGAGUAUGCCAGCACCGAGUAUGCCAGCACCAAGUAUGUCAGUAUGCCAGCACAGAGUAUGCCAGCACCCAGUAUGCCAGCACCAAGUAUGCCAGCACCAAGUAUGUCAGUAUGCCAGCACCAAGUAUGUCAGCACGGAGUAUGCCAGUACUCCAGCACCGAGUAUGCCAGCAGCAUCACGUUAUGUCGUCAUGUCAAAGUCACCAAUUGUAACAACCUGUCCGUCAACUUCGACCAUGACAUCCAAGUUGUCCAUGGAGUCAACGCCAACCAAACAAGUACCAGUCAACCGGCCGACAUUGCCAGCCAAGACCGUAACCAAGAGUGGCCGAGUUGUCGUUAA